AUGGGAUAUCCAAAAGUUAUUGGCGGAGUUUCUAGAAAUGCCUACCCUGGUGUUUACACCCAUUCGUGCAGAUUUGUUAGAUCAGGGUUGAUUGAUUUUGGAGCUCGAAUGACUGUUAUUACAGGACCGAAAUCUUUUAUCGUUUGGUCUGCAAUUCCAUUUGAUGAACAAAUGAUUGCCUCUCUAAAUAAAUCCAUCAUCGAUGCAGGCGAUUUGAAAUUGGGAGAAUCUUUUACUGAUAAGCUGUCUCACAUCAUUAUUCCAGAUGCGGAACAUACGAUGGCUGUCAAGAGCUGGAAAGCAAAGUUACCAAACGUUCGAGUUUUGGGGAUCGAAGGCGUCAGUGAUGCGAUCGCUAAGCUAACAGAUAUCACGAUCCCUUUCAAAGCCAAUCAAAAGAUUUUGGCGGUUGAUGAGCUUUUCGACUAUGGUCUUGACGAGACCAAAGACUCUGCACUUCUUGCCUCUGAUCUUCAGUUCAUGUUCCUCCCAUACUAUUCCAACAAAGAAUUAAUGGCAUUCCAUCCUAGUCAAAAAGUUUUACUAUGUGCAGAUGUUUUGUUCAACGUUCAGUCAGCGGACAUCAGAACUCCCGAAUCUGACAUUUACAACGAGCAAUUUGAAGGGAAGGAAACUUUCAAUUGGGCUCAAAAACUUGCCUUCAAAAGCCUAUUCUCUGUGGGGACAAGAGCCAACAAAUUUCUUAUCAACUCUCAAAUUCAUAAAAGUGAUAACUUUGCACAGUCUUUGGAGAAGAUGUUAUCCACUUGGCAGCCAGAAAGAAUCAUUCCUUGUCAUGGUGAUACAAUUGAUAGGAAUGGAACAGCUGUAUUCCGCCGUGCUUUCGGAUCGAUCUUGAGUAGUUGA
Messenger RNA from Ogataea philodendri, 867 nucleotides. RefSeq lists its product as uncharacterized. The record is from RefSeq and is a predicted model, not a curated record. The transcript has a single exon. The coding region runs from base 1 to 867 and encodes 288 amino acids. Lineage: Eukaryota; Fungi; Ascomycota; Pichiomycetes; Pichiales; Pichiaceae.